Pieris brassicae (large cabbage white) is the source of this 1777-nucleotide messenger RNA. RefSeq names its product (2R)-3-sulfolactate dehydrogenase (NADP(+))-like. The record is from RefSeq and is a predicted model, not a curated record. Lineage: Eukaryota; Metazoa; Arthropoda; Insecta; Lepidoptera; Pieridae. The transcript is spliced from 8 exons. The coding region runs from base 56 to 1126 and encodes 356 amino acids. Gene Ontology annotation, molecular function: oxidoreductase activity.
AUGUAAUUAAAGCAGAUUAUUAAGCGACAAAUCAGUUCAACACUGAUAUUCAAAGAUGGCAGUUAGAAUUGAUGAAGUUCAUAGAUUUAUGGAGGAAAGUUUAGCAGCUGUGGGUGCUCCACUGAUGGAGGCGAAGGCCCAGGCGGAUCUUUUGAUCCAUGCCGAUUUAGUUGGCCACUUUAGCCACGGCCUCAAUCGUCUCGAACUCUAUAUCAAUGACAUGAAGAACGGUAUUUGUAAGCCAACUGCAAGACCGGUGAUAUUAAAGGAAUCUGCCGCUACAGUUUGGGUGGAUGGAGCGCAUGCUUUGGGUGCAACAGUGGGAAACUUCUGUAUGGACUUAGCCAUAAAGAAGGCAAAGGAAAGUGGAGUAGGAUGGGUCUCAGCUAAAGGAUGUAACCAUUUUGGCAUGGCUGGCUACUGGGCUCUAAAGGCAGAGCGUGAAGGUUUAAUCGGCAUGGCUUUUACCAAUUCUGCGCCAAUUAUGACGCCAACGAGGUCUAAAAACAGCGCAAAUGGUACGAACCCCAUUGCGAUGGCAGCACCAGCUGGUGAUGGCGACUCAUUAGUGGUUGAUAUGGCAACUACCGCGGCUGCUAUGGGCAAGGUGGAAAUACAGAUGCGUAAAGGUGAAAAGAUACCAGAAGGCUGGGCCCUCGGGCCAGACGCUAAGCCAACCACAGAUGCUGAACUGGCGUUUAAAUCUGGCCGACUUAUGCCGCUCGGUGGUUUCGAGGAGACCAGCGGUUACAAAGGCUACGGUUUAAGUGUAAUGGUGGAACAGUUCUGUAGUGGUCUAUCUGGGUCGAACCCAUCUCAUAAAGUUUCCGGUUGGUCAUACACACAGACGCAACCACCCAACAUGGGUCAAUGCUUUGUGGCUAUCGACCCAGAACGAUUCGCACCAGGCUUCCAAGGCAGAGUAAAGGGUUGCCUGGAUCAUUACAGAAGUCUGGAGCCAGUUGACCCAGCGCUUCCAGUGUUAGCUCCAGGUGACAAAGAGAAACAUAAUCAAGCAAUAACAAGAGAUAGGGGAACAAUUAUCUAUCCACAAGCCCAAAUCGAGUCCUACAACAAAUUAGCUGCGCAAAUUGGUGUAGAUCCUAUUAAAACAGAAUUUAUAUAAUACCAUAUUGUAUUUUUAAAUUUUACUUCUAUAAAAUUAAAAAAAAAACAUUACUAAGUGUCUAUCUGAUACCUGAUCUAAAAUUGGAAGUGUAUAUUUUUAUUGUAUGUUAUUUUUUUGUGACAUUCAUGUUUACUACAAUUGUCAUGAAUUAUAAAAUAUAGCUUGUAACAAAUGCUAUAUGCAUUAUACGAUGUAAUGAACUUUAAUAAAUAAAUAACACACAAUCUAAUUUGUAAAGAUCAGUGAAUGUGAUGACUAAAAGGGCUUUAUCUGUCAUAAAUCAUGAUGAUUCUUUACAAUAUUAUUUCUAAGCGAAACACGCAAACAUUCCAUUGUUUCGUCUAUAAUUUUUAUUCGUAUUAUUUAAUUAUUGUUAUUAAGUGUUAUGUCCUUCUAUUCAUUAGUUUAAAGCUCAAAGUUGUCUUAGUAAUCAUUCUUCCAAGUAAAGCAACAUUUCGAAUGCUCUCCAUUCAAACUUAAAUUAUAAACUUAACUGUUAAACAUUUUGUUCUAUACGAAGUUUUACAGCUGAUAGUGCCCAAGACGGGAUUGACUAGAAUAAUAAUAAUAAUGCGUGUUUAUUUCCAAUUGUUACAAAUGUUGAAUAUACAGUUUAGAAUUGUUAUACAAAUAUAUUUUUUCUUGCUC